CAUAAUAAAAUGGCGAGAAAAUAACAAUAUUUUACGCCAUUCGCUAGCCAUUCUCUCUGGUUCUAAGGCAGAGGAAUAUUCUCUAUUGGUUUCUAUAAUUGGUUAGUCAUUUAUAAGGAUUAUUUAUAAACAAAAAUGAGACUGGACGAUGAAAUGACAGAUGCGGACGACAAGAUGGAAGUUAAUGGCAGCGAGGAUACAGAAAUGGUCGACGAUGAACCUUCAACAGAGAAUGCAUCUUGUUGUUUAUCGGUAACUAAUGUCCCCGAUGCUGUUUUUGAUGAUGAAAAUAUAAAGCAAGAACUUGCUCAAUUAUUUACUGCUUUUGACGAAGAAGCAAAAGUUUCCUACCUAAAAAGUUUCAGACGAGUGAGAGUUGCCUUCAGAGAUGCAGAUCAUGCCAGUGAUGCAAAGAUUGUUUUGAAUGGCUGUACAUAUCGAGGCUGUGAACUUGGUGUUUAUUUUGUAAAGACACAACCAUGCACAUCUAGUGGUGAGUCUUCCCAACUCCGACCACCGCCGCUAACCAAGCAAUUCCUGAUAUCACCACCAUCAUCCCCCCCUGUUGGAUGGGAGCAAACACAUGAAUCACAUCCAGUAAUUAAUUAUGAUCUCUUACAAGCUAUGGCUUCAUUAGAUAAAUCAGAGCCUUAUGAACUGCACCCCCCUGAUAUCAAUGCACCUAGCAUUGUAGUCCAUUUGUGUGAUAAAGAUGAAGGGAUUGAUGAACAGGAGGGGGAAGUGUUUCACCCAUUAAAAAGCUUACCAAGGGAGGUUGUACAGACAAGAAGACCAAAUGCAGAGUAAGCAUGGCAGUUGGCGACCAUGAUAGUGAUGUCUUUGGUGUUUUUAUAGCAAAAAAUGGAUAAAAAAGUACAAUUGGUUAUUGAAUAGAUAUGGUCAAUACAAACUAUUUUAAUAUGGGGGUUAUAUUCCUCGCACUUUUUCAAGUCAGUUAAAAUAGUCCUAAGCUGUUUUGCUUUUCCUUUGCAAAAAUCAUAAGGUAGUUUUGCUGUUUCUUCAAAGAAAACAUGAAAGUGGCUUAAAAUUAGACAAUGUAGCAAUACAUAUUUUCUAGUUUUUCCAAGCCCAACAUAAAAUAUGUUAAUUUUUAUUCAGCUAUAAGCUUGUACAGGCCUCCUGUCCUCAAGCACCCUUAGAGGAACUGGGUAACCUGGUAACUCAGGUUAAAGAAUUCUACUUGCAUUGGAUCCUGUGCUAUAAAUUGUAGAUAUUUAAAACUUUUUUUUACACCCAAACACUGUAAGGAUAGAGUCGUUCUCAUUAACCCGUGGAACAAAGUGUAAUAGUAAAGGAGAGACAAAGUGUAUGAGGGUGUAAUAGUAAAGGAGAGACAAAGUGUAUGAGGGUGUAAUAGUGCUAUUAGUUAAAUACUCUGCCCACCACACAAAAUUUCAAAUUCAUAUUUAUUAAGGACACAACUGCAAAAUUGCAAUUUCCGCAAUUUAUUGACUACCCUGCGAUUUUCCACGAACGCAUUUCUUGACAUUUAGAGCGCUUAUGUGUUCAAAAGCAUUUACAAUAGCAAGCACAUGGGUCAGUCUUACAUGGGUAUUGUGUUCUUAUACAAUAGGAAAAAAUUCCUAUGCAAAUAUCUGUGUUACUCGUGAAUAAAAGAGCAGAGAAGUUGUAAUGAAACGUAGUAAAGAAUAAAGUGCUAAGGUGUGUUCCACGGGUUAAUGAGAACGACUCUAAAUGUGUGAAAUGAUUAAUGUAAUUAAUAAAUAGUAUUGAUGAGUUAAUACCAAUGAUUGUGAAUUAAGGUAUUGAUGAAUUGUAUAUUAAUUUAUCUUGACAAAAGUGGUAUUUCAAGUGUGUAAAAUGGAACAACAAUAAACAAACUCUAAAUCUA
This is a messenger RNA of Exaiptasia diaphana, 1873 nucleotides long. Its product is annotated as calcipressin-2. Gene Ontology annotation, molecular function: nucleic acid binding; calcium-dependent protein serine/threonine phosphatase regulator activity. Gene Ontology annotation, cellular component: nucleus; cytoplasm. Bases 136 to 807 code for a protein of 223 amino acids. Gene Ontology annotation, biological process: calcium-mediated signaling. Lineage: Eukaryota; Metazoa; Cnidaria; Anthozoa; Actiniaria; Aiptasiidae. The record is from RefSeq and is a predicted model, not a curated record. The transcript has 3 exons.